Rattus rattus (black rat) is the source of this 2826-nucleotide messenger RNA. It is a transcript of the gene Xpr1, whose product is annotated as xenotropic and polytropic retrovirus receptor 1. The record is from RefSeq and is a predicted model, not a curated record. The coding region runs from base 179 to 2269 and encodes 696 amino acids. Lineage: Eukaryota; Metazoa; Chordata; Mammalia; Rodentia; Muridae. Gene Ontology annotation, cellular component: plasma membrane; Golgi apparatus; cytoplasm. Gene Ontology annotation, molecular function: inositol hexakisphosphate binding. The transcript is spliced from 15 exons. Gene Ontology annotation, biological process: phosphate ion transport; cellular response to phosphate starvation.
GAGGAGGAGGAAGAUGGCGGGAGGGCGGCUCUGAGGAGACCUCGGCGGCGGCGGAGGAGGAGAGAAGCGCAGCUUCGCGCAGCGCCGGGGCCCAUGUGGGGAGGAGUCGGAGUCGCUGUUGCCGCCGCCGCCGCCUGUAGCUGCCGGAGCCGGGUGGGAGUGAGGGGGACACGGCAGGAUGAAGUUCGCCGAGCACCUCUCCGCGCACAUCACUCCCGAGUGGAGGAAGCAGUACAUCCAGUAUGAGGCAUUCAAGGAUAUGCUGUAUUCAGCUCAGGACCAGGCACCUUCUGUUGAAGUUACAGAUGAGGAUACAGUUAAGAGAUAUUUUGCCAAGUUUGAAGAAAAGUUUUUCCAAACCUGUGAAAAGGAACUUGCCAAAAUCAACACAUUUUAUUCAGAGAAGCUGGCAGAAGCUCAGCGCAGGUUUGCUACACUUCAGAAUGAGCUUCAGUCAUCACUGGAUGCGCAGAAAGAAAGCACUGGUGUCACAACAUUGCGGCAGCGCAGGAAGCCAGUGUUCCACCUGUCCCAUGAAGAGCGUGUCCAACAUAGGAAUAUUAAAGACCUUAAGCUGGCCUUCAGCGAGUUCUACCUCAGUCUCAUCCUGCUGCAGAACUAUCAGAAUCUGAAUUUUACAGGGUUUCGAAAAAUCCUUAAAAAGCAUGACAAGAUCCUGGAAACAUCUCGUGGAGCAGAUUGGCGAGUGGCUCAUGUGGAGGUGGCCCCAUUUUAUAUAUGCAAGAAAAUCAACCAGCUCAUUUCUGAGACAGAGGCUGUGGUCACCAAUGAACUUGAAGAUGGCGACAGACAAAAGGCUAUGAAGCGAUUACGGGUCCCUCCAUUGGGAGCUGCUCAGCCUGCACCAGCAUGGACUACUUUUAGAGUCGGCCUGUUUUUUGGAAUAUUCAUUGUGCUGAAUAUUACUCUUGUGUUUGCAGCUGUAUUUAAACUUGAAACAGAUAGAACUGUAUGGCCCUUGAUAAGAAUCUAUCGGGGUGGCUUUCUUCUGAUUGAAUUCCUUUUUCUACUGGGCAUCAACACAUAUGGUUGGAGACAAGCUGGAGUAAAUCAUGUCCUCAUCUUUGAACUUAAUCCAAGAAACAAUUUGUCUCAUCAGCAUCUCUUUGAGAUUGCUGGAUUCCUGGGGAUAUUAUGGUGCCUGAGCCUUCUGGCAUGCUUCUUUGCUCCAAUUAGUAUCAUCCCUAUAUAUGUGUAUCCUCUUGCCCUUUAUGGGUUUAUGGUCUUCUUUCUUAUCAACCCCACCAAAACUUUCUACUAUAAAUCCAGAUUUUGGCUGCUUAAACUUCUGUUUCGAGUAUUUACUGCUCCCUUCCAUAAGGUAGGCUUUGCUGAUUUCUGGCUGGCCGAUCAGCUGAACAGCCUGUCAGUGAUUCUCAUGGACCUGGAAUAUAUGAUCUGCUUUUACAGUUUUGAGCUUAAAUGGGAUGAGAGUAAGGGCCUGUUGCCAAAUGAUCCGCAAGAACCAGAAUUUUGCCACGGAUAUACGUAUGGUGUGCGAGCCAUUGUUCAGUGCAUUCCUGCUUGGCUUCGAUUCAUCCAGUGCCUGCGCCGGUACCGUGACACAAGAAGAGCCUUUCCUCAUCUAGUAAACGCUGGCAAAUACUCUACGACUUUCUUCACCGUGACAUUUGCAGCCCUUUACAGCACUCACAAAGAACGAGGUCACUCUGACACCAUGGUGUUCUUUUACCUGUGGGUCGUCUUUUGUAUCAUCAGUUCCUGCUAUACCCUCAUCUGGGAUCUCAAGAUGGACUGGGGUCUCUUUGAUAAGAAUGCAGGAGAAAACACUUUCCUCCGGGAAGAAAUUGUAUACCCUCAAAAAGCUUACUACUACUGUGCCAUCGUAGAAGACGUGAUUCUGCGCUUUGCCUGGACUAUCCAGAUCUCUAUUACAGCUACAACUUUUAAGCCUCAUGUUGGGGAUAUCAUAGCUACUGUCUUUGCCCCCCUUGAGGUUUUCCGGCGAUUUGUGUGGAACUUCUUCCGCCUGGAGAAUGAGCAUCUAAACAACUGUGGUGAAUUCCGUGCCGUGCGGGACAUCUCUGUGGCCCCCCUCAACGCAGAUGACCAGACACUACUCGAGCAGAUGAUGGACCAGGAGGAUGGGGUGCGGAACCGCCAGAAGAGCCGGUCGUGGAAAUACAACCAGAGCAUAUCCCUGCGCCGGCCUCGCCUGCCUUCCCAAUCCAAGGCUCGAGACACUAAGGUAUUGAUAGAAGACACAGAUGACGAAGCUAACACUUGAACCGCUGAAGUCUGCAGUAACAUCCUUGAUUUCCUACUCUACAAUUCUUUCCUCGACCAACGCAACCUCCAGCACCGUUUUUCCAGCUGAGAACAGGAGAAAACAGAACACGUUCCCGGGCUCCUCAGAUCGGGUCCUAUGGACUCCGAGCAAGCUCACUGUGUUUCUUUUCUUUUCUUCUGGUUUAAUCUUCAUUUUCUAUUUUUAAAACAAAUACUUCAUUUGCCAAUCAGAAGAUGUUUUAAGGAACAAAAACUUAAUAUCUUACGGGUUGUUUACACUCACAAAGAUUCAGAUGCCCAUCAGGAUGAAGAACAAGCAUUGGAAGGAGCCUCUGACGCACAGCGUGGGAUAACUCAGCUUCGCCGGGCCAGUCUGACUGUUGGACACCGGACACCGGCUUUUAAAUUUUCUGUCAGUUUCUAUGGAGAGUUUCCCUUCCUUCACAGCCAGUGCAGAGGCACCCCAGCACUUGCAAGGGAAGUGCAGCCGGAGCCGCACCUCCUCCACAAAGCCACUUUUAAUUCCAUGUGACUUUUCUCAUCUGGGGAGGGUUC